AUGCGAAGGACUGCGAGUCCAAACAAUCUAGAGGAAUUCGAUCAUGAGCCUAAACGUACUUGCAAUCGGCGCAGGAUAGAUUUGAAUUUAUUGCAGAACCUGCAGGCUGUAGCAGUGUUACCUGUGGUCAUGGCUAAUAAUCAACCAGCGAAAGUGAGAGAGGUUGCAGUGCCUCGUGUGGCGGAUGUCACCUCAAGCAUUGUCAAGCCCACCAUCGAAGGGCACUUUGAGCUGAAGCAUCCUAUGAUUCAAUUACUUCACUCUAGUGGGAAAUUCAUGGGAAUGUCGCACGAGGAUCCUCAGCGUCACAUCCAUACUUUUCUGCAGAUUGUGGAUACUUUUGCUACUGGAAGGGUCACUAAAGAAUAUGUGUGGGUGACACUGUUCCCCUUCUCUCUAUUGGGGAAUGCCAAUAACUGGUUGUUAGCCGAGCCCGCUAAUUCUAUCACUACAUGGGAUGAUUUGGCGAUGAAAUUCUUGACAAGGUUCUUUCCACCAGCAAAGACAGCUCGCCUCCGAAGGGAGAUCAUGUCAUUCAGGCAGAAAAAUGGAGAAAAAUUGUAUCAAGCAUGGGAGAGGUUUAAGGGUCUUCUCAGAGAUUGUCCUCACCACCAUCAGACGAAUGAAGUUCUGGCACACACAUUUAUUGAGAGUCUGGAUGCCCAACAUAAGUCAUCACUAGACACUGCGACAGGAGGGCAGGCUCUUGAUCUAAGCUAUGAAGAACUAUUCACACUGUUGAACAGGUUUACUCAGAGCACUCCAGACUGGCAGGAUGAUGCAGCUAGCAGUUCAGUUAGGAAGGCACCGGGUGUCUUUGAAGUGGAUAAUUUUACAUCACUAUCAGCACAGAUUGAUGCUAUGCGCAAUGAAAUCAAGAAGUUAACUGCUGCGCAAGCUCUACCACAAGUGCAUGUAGUGCAACAAGUCAUUUUGUUUUGUGAAGUCUGUGGAGAAGGGCACAACAGUGAUGAAUGCCCUGCAAAUCCUGCAUCCAUAUACUUUGUGGGUAAUGAAAGCAAGGGGCAAGGAAACAACAAUCAAUACGGGAAUUCCUACAACCCAAAUUGGAGGAAUCACACGAAUUUCAGGUGGAGUGACAACCCAGUUCUGAGGUGUAACAAUCAGAAACAGAACUACCAGCCAGCAUCUGCUCCUCAAGCACCCACUAACAGUAUGGAAGAGAUGAUGAUAGACCAGCAGAAGUUGAUAGCAGAUAAUCAGAAUCGUGAUUUGGCUGUGCGGAAUUUAGAGAGGCAGAUGGGACAGAUAGCUGGUGCACAAAAUAGUAGACCACAUGGAGAACUUCCAAGUGAUAUGGAUGUGAAUCCCAAGCCUUGUAAUGCUGUGACUCUUCGAAAUGGGAGAGAACUAGAGGAAGUGGCUCCGAAGAAAACCAGUCGAGUAGAAGCUGAAAAAGAGAAGAUUACCAAGGUGAUAAUUGAAGAAGAGAGGGUAGCCAAGACACCAGUGACAAAGCAGCAACAACCCAUGGAUGCAAAGCCACCACCUCCAUUCCCUCAACGUCUGGCAAGGCAGAAAGAAGAGGCGACCUACAAGAAGUUUCUUGAUUUGCUUAAGCAGGUACAUGUGAAUGUCUCAUUGGUUGAUAUGUUGCAGGGUAUUCCAAAGUAUGCUAAGUACAUCAAAGAUAUUAUUGCAAACAAAAGCCGAUUUGCAGAGUAUUCCACCGUUGCACUCACUGAGGAGUGCACUUCGCGGAUUCAAAACAGGUUGCCCACUAAAUUGAAAGAUCCCGGAAGCUUCACGAUAGAGAUUUCUAUUGGAAUGCAGGUUGUUGCUCGAGAACUAUGUGAUCUUAGUGCAAGUAUAAACCUGAUGCCUUCAUCUAUCUUCAGAAAGCUAGGUUUGGGAGUGCCUAGACCAACCACUAUAGUUCUUCAGCUGGCGGACAGAUCGUUAGCAAGGCCAGAAGGCAUUAUUGAAGUUGUACUGGUGCAAGUUGGGUGGUUGAUAAUUCCUGCAGACUUCGUGAUUUUGGACUUCGAGCCAGACCCGGAAGUCCCAUUUAUUUUGGGGCGUCCAUUCUUGGCCACAGGGAGAGCACUUAUUGAUGUAGCUGCCGGGCAGCUCACCAUGAGAGUACAUGAUAAAGUUGAGUUCUUCAAUGUAUACCAAGCUCUGAAAAUGCCUGCAAUUUAUGAGGAGGUGUCCGCUAUUACUGUUCUGAAUGAUGAUACGCGAAGGCCACUCAUCACUUCUCAUGAUCCACUGGAGAGAGCCUUGGUGGGGGAUGAUAUGUUUGGUGACACGGCAACAUUUGAGAUGGUGCAGAUUCUUGAGAUGGCAAGUAUUUAUAUUCGGGUAGGCGAGUUUGAGCACUUAGACAGGACAAUGGGAGUAACUCGGAAGUUAUCAAUUGAAGAGCCUCCGAAGUUGGAAUUGAAGCCCUUGCCCGCCCAUCUUAAAUAUGCAUUCUUAGGCGAGGGUGAUACAUUGCCAGUGAUAUUGGCAGAAGAGUUGACCACCUAA
Molecule: messenger RNA, 2493 nt
Organism: Lycium barbarum (goji berry)
Lineage: Eukaryota; Viridiplantae; Streptophyta; Magnoliopsida; Solanales; Solanaceae
Exons: 2
Coding region: 1-2493 (830 amino acids)
Source: RefSeq, a predicted model, not a curated record